Messenger RNA from Colletotrichum higginsianum IMI 349063, 1068 nucleotides. Its product is annotated as Alcohol dehydrogenase. The record is from RefSeq and is a predicted model, not a curated record. The transcript has a single exon. Lineage: Eukaryota; Fungi; Ascomycota; Sordariomycetes; Glomerellales; Glomerellaceae. Gene Ontology annotation, molecular function: oxidoreductase activity, acting on NAD(P)H. Bases 1 to 1068 code for a protein of 355 amino acids.
AUGUCCCGAUCAAUCUAUCUUGGAGCCGAUGGAAAGCUCUGCAUCAAGCAAGUCACCGAGGCCCGCGUGCCGCAAAAGUCGCAAGCCCUCGUUUCGGUCCGCUACUCGGGCGUCAACUUGUGUGACCUCAACUUUUUCCACGUCGGCCUGAGCUCCUACAUCACGGGCUUCGAGUUUGCCGGCACCGUCGAGGCAACGGGCCCGGACUCGACUCUUCGUCCGGGCGACGUCGUCGUCGGCCUGUCCCCCGUCUCCUUCCCCCAACCUUCGUCCCUGGGCACGCACCAGGACAAGGCCAUCGUCGAAAGCGACCUCUCCUUCAAGAUCCCCGCCGGCCUGCCCCUCACAGACGCCGCCGGCUUGGUCCUCGUCACCCAGACCGCCGCCGAUGCCCUCUUCAACGUCCUCGGACACGGCCUACCGGCCGCCGACGUGGCUGGGGCCGACGCCACCGACAGAGCGAUCCUCAUCUGGGGCGGCGCCAGCAGCGUCGGCGUGGCGGCUAUCCAGCUCGCCAAGGCCGCGGGCUUCGGUCACAUCUUCGCAACGGCCUCCCCCAAGAACCACGCCGUUCUCCAGAAGCUGGGGGCCACGCGCUGUUUUGACUACAACAGCGCGGUCGUGGCCGAGGAUAUCCGCGCCGCGGCGGAGGAGCUCGGGCUCGUGUUGGCCACCGCCUUCGACACUGUCGGCCACGGGCUCGCGGGCCCCGGCGUCGAUCCCCAGCGGACCUCGCCCGCCCUCGUGCGUCGCAGCCUGUCAGCGGGCGUCCCUGAAGAGUCUCUCAAGCUCGCGUGCACACUGCCCGUCCCUAGUGAUCCAGCGUUCGGCUUCUGCACGUCGUACCGGCCCGCAGGCAGCGUGGGGGCCAUGGGGAGCCCCCAGGACCCGGGAUUCCCGGUUCGCUCGCGCAAGGUCAUGUCGUACCUCUUGAGCACCCUCGAAAGGGUUCCGCGGCAUCCGAAUGUUACGGUAGUAAAGGGAGGGGAGGCGGGCAUCAAGGAGAUCGAGAGGGUGGCUCACGGCGGCGCCUCUCUGGAGAAGGUUGUAAUUGAACAUCCCAUCUAA